Molecule: messenger RNA, 2586 nt
Organism: Pangasianodon hypophthalmus (striped catfish)
Lineage: Eukaryota; Metazoa; Chordata; Actinopteri; Siluriformes; Pangasiidae
Gene: slc10a7
Product: solute carrier family 10 member 7
Exons: 13
Coding region: 124-1137 (337 amino acids)
Cellular component (GO): plasma membrane
Source: RefSeq, a predicted model, not a curated record
UGUGUCAGGAAGUAAGGGAUUUGGGAUCGAGCCGUUGUCAAACCGACGCUCCACAGUUGGUUACGGAGGGACCGGGGGAGAGUUUGGUGAGGACCGGCGGCGGUGUAACGGGACUCCUCCGGUAUGGGCCUGUUAGCGCGCGUGCGGAAGGAAUGGUUCAUUGUCGGUAUCGCGCUCGCGAUCGCUUCGGCCAAGCUCGCGCCGUCCGUCGGGGUGAAAGGAGGUCCUCUUCGGCCCGAGAUCACCAUCACCUACAUAGCAGUGUCAACCAUCUUCUUUAACAGCGGUCUGUCCUUAAAGACUGAGGAGUUAGCGAGUGCGUUAAUGCACGUGAAGUUACAUCUGUUUGUUCAGACGUUCACUCUGGUCUUUUUCCCUGUGGCCAUCUGGGCUCUUCUCAAAGUCCUGGCACUCACUGCUAUUAAUGAAUGGCUUCUCAAAGGGUUACAGACGGUGGGCUGUAUGCCUCCUCCUGUGUCCUCUGCCGUCAUCCUCACUAAAGCUGUCGGGGGAAACGAGGCUGCAGCCAUUUUCAACUCGGCGUUUGGAAGCUUCCUGGGGAUCGUCGUCACACCGCUGCUGCUGUUGCUGUUCCUUGGCUCGUCCUCCUCUGUACCGUUCUCCUCCAUCUUCUCUCAGCUCUUCAUGACUGUAGUUGUCCCUCUUAUAGUUGGGCAGGUGUGUAGGAAGUUCCUGAGGGAGUGGCUGGAGCGGAGGAAACCUCCGUUCGGCACGGUGAGCAGCAUCGUUCUGCUCAUGAUCAUCUACACCACGUUCUGCGACACGUUCUCCAACCCCGACAUCGAGCUGGACCACCUCAGCCUCCUCAUCAUCAUCUUCAUCAUUUUCACUGUUCAGCUCACAUUCAUGUUACUGACUUUCUUCUUGUCUACCAGGAAGUCUUCAGGCUUCACAGCAGCAGAUUCUGUAGCAAUAUUGUUUUGCUCUACACACAAAUCCCUCACGCUGGGUAUCCCCAUGCUGAAGAUUGUAUUCGCAGGCUUUGAGCAUCUCUCGCUCAUCUCAGUGCCUCUGCUCAUCUAUCACCCGGCUCAGAUCCUCCUGGGCAGCAUCCUGGUGCCGACCAUCAAAGCCUGGAUGAACACGAGUCAGAAGUCUGCCAUUUUAGUGCACUAAGUCUGCAUGUCUUUACCUCCUCCGCCUGCGAGUCCGCCCUGAAACUGACCAACCUGCAGCCCAUCUGAGAGAAUUGUGAAUAAAUUUACCUCACACUGAAACGUAACGGGACCCAAAGCUGACUUGACCUGCAGUUUUCCGUCAUUCCCAAUGAAGGAUGAGGGACGUUUUCCGGGAUGGAGGGAUGACCAAGUGCCUUAUUGCAACUAGCGGGACCUCAGGCAGCUUCAGUGGCUCGCCUCUCUAUCUCUCUAUCUCUCUCUCUCUCUCUCUCUCUCUCUAACUACAUUUGUCUCUCUCUCUGUGUCUCUCUCUGUCACCCUCUCUCUCUCUCUCUCUCUCUGUGUCUGUGUGUGUGUGUGUGUGUCUCUCUCUCUUUCUGUCUCUCUCGCUCUCUCUCUCUCUCUCUCUCUCUCUCUUUUUCUGUCUAUGUCUCUAUCUGUCUCUUUCUCUUUCUGUAUCUCUCUCUGUGUGGUCUUUCUCUCUGUAUCUCUAUGUGUCUGUCUGUCUGUCUGUCUCUCUCUCUCUCUCUCUCUCUCUCUCUCUAACUACAUUUGUCUCUCUCUCUGUGUCUCUCUCUGUCACCCUCUCUCUCUCUCUCUCUCUGUGUCUGUGUGUGUGUCUCUCUCUCUUUCUGUCUCUCUCGCUCUCUCUCUCUCUCUCUCUCUCUCUUUUUCUGUCUAUGUCUCUAUCUGUCUCUUUCUCUUUCUGUAUCUCUCUCUGUGUGGUCUUUCUCUCUGUAUCUCUAUGUGUCUGUCUGUCUGUCUGUCUCUCUCUCUCUCUCUCUCUCUCUCUCUCUCUCUCUCUCUGCAGGGAAAUUAUUUUACACAGACAAGCUCAAAAUGAUUCCACGAGCGUGUUUUUUUUAAUAAAUGUGAAUGUACAGCUUUAUUUUUAUACGAAGCGCUUGAUGCUUUGAAGAUGAGGACAUUGCCAAUCAUUUUUUUUUUUUUUUAUUUGUACUGGAUUUUUUCCCUAAUUUUAUUUUUAUCAUCACUGGGGGUCCAGAUGCCUGAUCUGUUGGAUCUGUUAUUAUUAAGUUUCCGUUUUCUUUGUGGUAUUUCAGCCUGACGUGGGGACUUUUAGGUCAGCGUUUUUGACGUUAGGGCUGCAUGAUAUGGACACUAAAUCAUGUUGCUGUUACGUUCUAUGUAUUGUGACCUUUAAUCCCAAAUCAGGUUAAAGAAAAGAGCUGCAUUAUUGGGACCAAACAGAAUUUGGAUGUUGUGAUUCAUCCAAAAUUUCAGGAUAAUUACUAACACAUACUGUAGUUAGAGAUUAAAGGGUAAAUUUGAAUAUUGCGUCCUUCUGCAGAAUAUCAGUAUUGGAAAGUCUAACAUCACAAUAAUGAUUAACAAACAAUAUAUUUUACAACCCUCCUGGAUCUCAGCCUCGUGUUUUUACUGCCACAUGUCCUCAGACAAUAAAACACAAAAGCCUGAUUUACAA